AUGACCAGAGUCAAGGAGGGAUACACCGAGGCCUGGACAUUGGCUUUAGAGUCUGCAGCCGCUAAAGCUAUCUCCCAAGAGGAGGAGAGAAAGGCCAAACAGGAGCUGGAGAAAGAGAAGAGUUGUGCUAAUGCUCUUGCCAUCGACGUCGAUCAGCUGAAGAAAACCUUGCUAGAGAAAGAAGGAGCCGUUAGUGCUGCGGGCAAGCUGAUUGAGGACCUACAGGCUGAAAUCGAGAACUAUCUUGCUGAACCAACUGAAGAUGGGCAAGAUCCAAAGACACCACUUCAAGCUAUAACUCAUGUUCUGCCCAAGUCAUCUUCUCUCCGCAAUAUUGGCAUGGAAUCCAUACAGAUGAAGAAAAAUGCCAAAGUUGCUGCAAUGUGCAAGCGUGUGGAAGAACUUGAGGGCGAAUUGCAAGCUGAGAAGAAGGGAUCAGUGGGGCUGCGAUCACAGGUGGCUGAUUUGGAGAAGAAAGUAGAGGACCAGAAUGAGACUGCAAGGAAGAAUGAAGAAGAAACCGAGAAACUGAAACAACAAGGAAAUGAAAUCCAAUCCUUCCUUCGCUCUUUGGAGGAGCCGUGCAGCUCCACGUUCUGCGACGUGGGCUACAUCCCCGAGAAGAGGGACAGCUGGACGGACCGCCCGGACUUCACUGCUCAGGUGGCCGACCUGAUGAAACUGAUCGACUGCAGCGAGGAAGAGCAUAACCGUCCCGCCCCGACCACCGAGGACAGAGUGGCGGGGAAAAGGCCACUGGUGGCGGAUCCAUCCCCUGCGGAGACGCUGCCGGCAGAGAGCAGCCAGGCACUGAAGCGCCAUCGGCUCGUCAGGAUCACUGAUGACGACGACGACGAGGAGGAGGCCGCGCCCUCCUUGGUUCGGAGGCCGCGCAGUCGUUCGGAUGUCGCGCCGAUCACUGGCGAUCGGGUGACCUGUGACCCUCCUGCUCCUCACACCGAGCCGACACGUCUUGGGGCGACAAAGGCGGCAGCGGCGACCGGUAGGACCAGGAGGAGGCGUUUGACAUUGGUAAGAUGCAAUGUUUCUGCUAGUGCGGCGUCUGACGUUGAUCCCGACAAUGUCGCUGGGCAGAGGACAGCCGAGCCGGCGGCUGUCGUCGGGGACGCCGUGCAGCAGACCGCCCAGGAACAGCCCGAGGAGCAGCCGCGGCGACGACCGAAGCUGAGAGGUGCAAUGAAAACGGCAAAGUACCGGAAAAGGUGCUUCGAUCAAAUUGAGGGCAUCGUGGCCGAGAACAAGGCCCUGUCCACGGAGGUGGAUCGGCUUCGGUUGGAGGCCGAGGAGAGGACGGCCGAGAUGAGUGCUUAG
This is a messenger RNA of Sorghum bicolor (sorghum), 1332 nucleotides long. RefSeq names its product nuclear mitotic apparatus protein 1. NCBI's taxonomy places the organism in Eukaryota, Viridiplantae, Streptophyta, Magnoliopsida, Poales, Poaceae. The transcript has 6 exons. The coding region runs from base 1 to 1332 and encodes 443 amino acids. The record is from RefSeq and is a predicted model, not a curated record.